Molecule: messenger RNA, 2110 nt
Organism: Oncorhynchus mykiss (rainbow trout)
Lineage: Eukaryota; Metazoa; Chordata; Actinopteri; Salmoniformes; Salmonidae
Product: protein PET100 homolog, mitochondrial
Biological process (GO): mitochondrial respiratory chain complex IV assembly
Cellular component (GO): mitochondrion; mitochondrial inner membrane
Source: RefSeq, a predicted model, not a curated record
GGGGUGAAGAUAGAGGUGUUUCGUAUGAUGCUGUAUCUGUCUUUCCCUGUGACCAUGUUCUGGAUCUCCAACCAAGCAGAGUAUUUUGAAGAAUAUAUUGUGAAGAGGAAGAGGGAGAUUUUCCCACCUGAUGAGAAGAUGCAUAGGAAAGAGCUGGAAGACUUCAAAGAGCGGAUGCGAGACUGGAAGGAGCGGCGGCUACUGAAACGGAUGGCCUUUGAUGAGGCUGAGAAGGAGUGAGAAGGACAGUUCAGAGAGACAAUCAGAGUAGGACGAUGCCCAAUCAGAAGCCUUGUUGUUCCACAGGAGGGGGAGCAGUCUCACUGUCAGGCCUGUGGACUGGAACAUGUGUAAAGCCCUGAAAGAAAUUGAUUAAAAACAAUCCCCUGGCCCUGAUGAACUAGACCCCCGCCUCCACCUAGCCACAGACAUCAUUGCUCCCCCUUAACAUGUAUUUUUAACCUUAAGCUUGAUGUUAAGGAAAUCCCCAAGUUAUGGAAAUCUGCUUUUGUACUGCCUCUUUUGAAAGGUGGAGAUCCCCCGCUACUUGACAACUAUCGACCCAUAUCAAAAUUGUCUGUACUGCCAAAGGUACUGGAGUCCUUAGUUAGUAGGCAGCUUAAGACCUACUUCCAAGAAAACAUCUUAAAUGGAAUGCAAUCAGGUUUUAGGUCUGGCCACAGCACUGUUUCAGUAACAUUGAAGAUUUUAAAUGACAUCCACUGUGCUCUUGAUAAGAAGUUACAUUAUGUGUCUGUUUUUAUUGAUUUGUCGAAGGCUUUUGACACCGUGGACCAUGCUGUGUUAGUGCAAAGAUUAAAAUGUUGUGGAAUUACUGGUCAUGCUCUAGAUUGGUUUAUAAAUUACCUAUCAAAUCGUACACAAUGUGUAAUGGCGGAUGGUUGUAAAUCCAUAGAGGUGUGCUCAGGUGUUCCUCAAGGUUCUAUUUUGGGCCCACAGUUGUUCAUUUUGUAUAUCAACAACAUCGGGGAUCUUAUUGAAACAGCGGAUGUUAAUUGUUAAGCAGAUGAUACUGUUCUUUAUUCAAGUGGUGGUAGUUUCUUUAGCUUUUGAAAAUGCCCAAAGAGCAUUUAACAUCAUACAACAGAAUCUGUAUGAUUUAAAGCUGAUUCUAAAUUCGGUUAAAACAAAAUGCAUGGUAUUUUCAAAUGCCAGGCAUGUUACAAAUCAUGUCAUUGCUACAUUGGCUGGACAUACUAUAGAGCAAGUUGGUGUACAACUAUUUGGGUGUGUGGGUUGAUGAUAAGCUGAGCUUCAACUGUGCAUGUAGAGAACUUGAUAAGGAAGCUCAAGCUGAAAAUGUUAUUUUAUUACCAGCAUAAGGCUUGUUUUUCUUUUAAAAUGUGAUGAUCUAGUUUUGUUGGUGGAGUUUAAACACUUGUUCGAUGUAUAUAUCAUAGAAGAGUGUAAUUGUUUUUAGGCCAGCCGUUUUUAGUCAAGAUGUUUGUGUUUUUAAUGUAAUAUGUAAUUGUUGUACUGUAUGUGUGUUUAUAGUUUUGUUUAAUGUAGUGUUUAAGUUGUUUUGUCUGAAAAGUUGUUCCCCUUGCUGCUAUUGGACCAUGUCUCUUGGAAAAGAGAUAUUAUCUCAAUGAGAAAAAACCUGUAUAAAUAAAAAGGUAAAAUUUAAAAAUGUUCCCUGUCACAAAAGGCACCCUAUUACCUAUUUAGUAUACUACGUUGACCAUGGCCCAUAGGGCUAUGGUAAAACUUAGUGCACUUUAUAGGAAAAAGGGUGCCAUUUGGGGUUGGAGGAUUUUGGAUGUCGUGGAGCAUGUAGGCUAUACUAUACAGCCUUUGGGAGGUUGUGCUGGAGGGGGACCUUAAAGUUACCCCUUUGAACUGAAAAGCUUUUUAUGAAAUGCUUUAUUUCACUGCAGUAAACCACGACUUGACUGUUGAUGAUCUGCUCUGUGAUGGUAAACCUUGUGUGUGUGUGAUUGUCUCAAGAUGUGUGAAUGAAAUAUGAGGACAGAAUCAUAUGGCUUGGAAUGUUAUUUAUAAUGUUUUAUUUAGAAUGUGUCUUUUGUAAAUGUAUGUUUCAACUCUGUCCUUUUAAUUAAAGUUUAAAUAUCUCUUUGUUGAACCUCUU